AUGUAUCUUGUUGUCGAACAGAAUGCUGAAGUAGCAUCUAGCGAUGUAGUGCAAGUGUCACGGGCCGGAAAGGCAGGGUCUCAAGUCGCUAGAGUGCUCAGAGUCAUCCGUUUAGUUCGGCUUAUUCGAGUUGCAAAACUCUACAAAACUCUUGCAUUGCGAUUCCAAGCUAAAGACGAAGUUGUGGAUCAGCAAGAUAUGUUCCUCGAACCCGGGGAACGCGCUCCAGAUGAUGUCGGGCUUGAAGAAGAAGCUGACGCCACAGACGAGGGAGAUGAGUACGACAGCAAAAUUGGAAAGGAGCUCACGGACAGGACUACCAGGAAAGUUAUUUAUAUAAUCCUCGCGAUGACCAUAGUUCUGCCUUUCCUCUCCGAGGAGCAAUACAUCACAAGAACAAGCUCUGAGCAGUCUGGACUAGAUAGCGUCGCGGAAUCUGCCACAGCAGCCCGGCGGUACAACACAGCACCUUGGUGGCGAAUGUACUCCAUGAAUACCGUUUACUACAUCAAUUACCAUCGCAAGAACGGCUUAGGCUACGCAGAAGGAGAAAUCAAUCCAGCAAAUUUAGUGUACAUGGAGCUUCCGCUUCCUCUCAGACACGUCACUGAAUCGGCUGGCCGAGUGUUCGUAGAUAUGGCAUGUCUUGGCUUCAAGAGCUGCGAGCAUCCGUUGGAACUCCCACCAGAAUGCGCACAGGAAUUGCUUCUAGCAAGCGCAGUCAACGGAACAAUGCUAACUGACGAGCUGGAGUCGAUAGAUUCACUCAGGCCUAGUGAAAGGGAAGUUGUUUCUACUGCUUUCUGUCAAGGACCCUCGGAGGAGGUGGCAGGUCCACUUGAAACACAAAAGGCAUCAUCCUGUGUUUCUGAAAAAAUUUCUUCUUUCAAGGCAGUUUACGACAAGAGAGAACUUUCUCAUCUAGAAUCAGCCUUGAGCAUGCUUAAAACUGUGUUUGUUUGUCUGAUCAUGGUCAUCGGUACUGUGGCAAUCAACCAUGAUAUUAAUACUCUCAUUUUAAGACCUAUAGAGCGAAUGAUAACAAAAAUGAACAGAAUCAGAAACAACCCCCUUGCCGCCACCAAUAUGAAUGCAGACAGUGAUGGUAAACAAGUUGAGGAAAACGCCGAAAACGCAGAGGGAGAUCCUCUCCAAGCGCUAAAAAACUGGAUGGGCGGCAAGGGAUCGAAAACGCAAAAGGAGAACUACGAGACUGCUAUCUUGGAGAAAACCAUUAUCAAAAUCGGGGGUUUACUAGCUCUUGGCUUUGGAGAGGCAGGAGCCGAAAUUAUUGCCAAAAAUAUGCACACUGCUGAUGGCAACAUAAACGCAAUGAUCGAGGGACGCAAGAUGGAAGCAAUCUUUGGCUUUUGUGACAUACGGAAUUUCACAGAUGCAACAGAAAUACUUAAGGAAAAAGUUAUGGUCUUUGUGAACCAGAUUGCUGAGAUCGUCCACGGCACUGUGGACCAGUUUUCAGGCAGCGCCAAUAAGAACAUAGGUGAUGCAUUUCUUCUGGUCUGGAAGUUUCCAGAGAGGGAGAUCGCCGAUGGCGUUAAAGAACAAAUCAUCGACACCGUUACCAGCAAUAAGCUGGCAGACAUGGCAUUGAUGUCGUUUGUUAAAGUUGUUGCGGGGAUCAACAAGUCAUACACAUUGGCUGAAUACAGAGAAAUACCGGAGAUCAUUGAGCGCAUGGGGACGGGCUGGAAGGUUAAGAUGGGAUUUGGCCUGCACGUUGGGUGGGCUAUCGAGGGUGCCAUUGGAUCAGAAUACAAAAUCGAUGCGUCAUACUUGUCUCCCAAUGUAAACAUGGCUUCCAGGCUUGAGGCAGCAACCAAGCAGUAUGGGGUCACAAUCUUAAUAUCUUCCGAUCUCUACGACAUCAUGUCUCCGCAAACGCAGACAUACUGUCGCCAAAUUGAUCGAGCUACCGUAAAGGGCUCCAAAGUACCUCUUGGACUCUACACUGUUGAUUUAGACCCUGGUCGUCUCCAGGUUCCCGCAAGGACCCCUGUGACAGUGAACUCAAAAAAUGCAGUCUUCCUUCAGAGGCAACAGCGUCUCCGAGAAAAGCAUAAGCUUUGGUCUAGUCGAACAUCGAUUUCUGCAAUGUUUGAGACCGACCCAGAUAUUGUAUCUAUGCGUGAGCACUUGACCAAAGAGUUCUUGGGUACCUUUCGCUCCGGAUUUAGGCAUUACGAAGCUGGUGAGUGGUACACCGCUAGAGAGAUAUUUGUCCGCACACAGUACAUGCUGGGCGUGGAGGAUGGACCGUCAACUGUACUUCUCCAUUUCAUGAGCACCAAGAAUUACGUUGCCCCUGAAGACUGGGGAGGGUUCCGGGAGCUUGUAGAAAAGUAA
Eimeria necatrix is the source of this 2364-nucleotide messenger RNA. RefSeq names its product adenylyl cyclase, putative. Lineage: Eukaryota; Apicomplexa; Conoidasida; Eucoccidiorida; Eimeriidae. Gene Ontology annotation, biological process: intracellular signal transduction; cyclic nucleotide biosynthetic process. The record is from RefSeq and is a predicted model, not a curated record. The transcript has a single exon. Bases 1 to 2364 code for a protein of 787 amino acids.